AUGACACGAGAGCGACUACCUCUUCAAUUUAAAGUACGAAGAGCUUCCGAGACAUCAACAUCAACAACAGGAGAUGAGAGCAAAUUAGACAAUGAGACUUCAAAUUCAGCAAGUAGUACUCCAUUUGCCGUAUCUUCGAAAUCAAAAGGGUUGAACAUCUUUGCAGUUUCACCGCUUACGACGAAAAGUACAAACUGUGGAAACUCAUCCUCAAAUGGGAGGUCUUGCAAUGUACCUGCUUCGUCUGGUAGACAGCAACUGCGGAAGAUUUCCUCGGAUUUGUCGGGAGUGCUGCCCAUGCCUCUGCUAUCUGAAGUAACUGGAGGAAGUGAAUAUGGUGAUGACAAAUUGCCCAUAUUAAAGCACGAAAUCCUGCUUCCACUGAAGAAGGACCUAUUGAAGAUGUCUAUUGAUGAACAAUUGAGAGUUUUAGCUUUGAAGGAAAUGUGUGUUGUGGAAAUCAAAGAUCAAAUACAAAACUUGAAUAGCAAGCUAGCUAACCACGAAGCAGAGUUGCACAGUUUGAGGGAGAUUAUCCAGAGAUCACUAUAUCAAGAUUUAAGAGGCGUUGCAAGUAAUACAGCUGCUACCCUAGGAAGACAAAGAACUAAUAGUAACCCACGCGACCAAGCAAUUGAGAGUCUAAGAACAAAGAGAAGAUCCAUCUCUAACGGAGGAAUUGACAUUGAACUGCGACUGCAAUUGCAACUGCAACUGCAACUGCAAGACCACACUCUGGAGAAUAGUAAAUCUAAAAUUUGGAGCGGAUUGACUAAACCAUUCAACUUGCUACAACAAUUUGAUACUCUUUUACAAAAUGAAUUUGAAAAAUCCUUGAUAAUGACAGAUAAAAAGUCAGUGCCGUCCAACAGCAAUCAAACUAGAACUUCCGAAGAUUCAGCAAACAGUGAAGGGUCAAUCUUAUCACCAUUGAGAAGCAAAACGCCCAAUACUUUAAGAGGUGCAUACAAGGAUAGAAAGUCAGAAGACAUGUUACAGACUGUUUCUUCAUCAAUUUGGUCCUUUGUCAACGAUGUAAAGACUAAUGUUUUAUCUUCUUUGAGUGAAGAGGAACUGGGUGUUAAUUCAAUAAUUGAUCAAUCUGAUUCGUUGUAUACGUUGGAAAAUGGCUCUGUUGUUAGCUUGAGGAAGCCUAUAAAAAAGGGAAAGGAUAAAAAAGCAAUGAACAAUUAUGAAAAUGAAGAAGAGUUAUUGAUCGAUAUGGGCGAUGAAUACAGUUCUAGUGACGAAAAAGUUGAUCUUUCAUUGUAUAGAAAACAGUAUUGA
Molecule: messenger RNA, 1287 nt
Organism: Lodderomyces oxycetoniae
Lineage: Eukaryota; Fungi; Ascomycota; Pichiomycetes; Serinales; Debaryomycetaceae
Exons: 2
Coding region: 1-1287 (428 amino acids)
Source: RefSeq, a predicted model, not a curated record